UCUUAUUCCAUUUAAUACUCAAUUUUUUGUUCUUUCCUUUUACCUACUACUUGUAUAUACACACACGCUCACACACACUCACAUAUACACUCACUCACUCACAUAUCUUGCUUAAUUCUUCUUCCUUUAAUAUCUUCUUUUGUUUAUUUGCUUUGUUAUUGUAACUUUAUUAAAUAAAUGAAAUUAGAUAUUAAAGUUGAAACGACUGUCGCCAAGUUUGAUAGAACAAUAACAACAAAUAGUGUUACCAACAAUUUACAAUCACACUCAUUUUUACGUAACAGUCAAGAAAAAAAGAAGAUAGAGCUUGUAAAUAAUCAUCAUUAUCAACAAGAAAUAGUUCACAGUAGUAGAAUGUCUCCAACGUCACCUAGCCAUAAUCUAACCUCUAUCACGCCUCCUCCAUCUCCUUCACCUAAAAGUAAAUUAAGAUAUUCUCAAAAGACAUUAAUCAAUAGAGAAAGUCGUUCGAAUAUUGACAUCUUGGCAGAUGAUCUCAUUGAUAUGUACGAGAAAGCUCUUCAUCAAUGCAAUGCAGCUGAAAAUCGCUAUAAAAGACUUGACUUGACCAUGAAAUCGACUUUAAGUUUGCAUACCCAAACAUAUGAAACCUGUAUUCAGGAAUUGAAAGAAAAGAUUAAGCAGUUAGAAAGAGCCAAUCAUGUUUACAGAAACUCUCAUUCAUUGACAGAGAAUAGCUCAAGACUCUCUUCUUCAUUCACUGAUAAUACCUUAAGUCUCUCUUCUUCACUCACUGAUAAUAGCUUAAGCCUCUCUUCUUCACUGAAUCAUGAUCCUAUUCAACUGAAUCAUGAAAUUAAAAAAUUGAAUGAACCAAGCAGGGAUACUGCAUUAAAAGAAGAAAUAGACAUAUUAAAGGAACAAAUAAGGCUGUCCGAGCAAUCGGUACAACAAGUGAUGGCUCAUUAUAUACGCGAACUUGAACAGGAACGCGCAAAGACUAAAAAAUUAAAACAAGUGAUUGAUAAACAGGAUCUUCUGAUUGAAACGCUAGAAUCAAAAUUAUCUUCCUCUCUAAAAGGACGUGGUGAUGAGGAAGAAGAAGAAGGGAAAAGUAGUGGUAAUCACUAUCAUUUAAGCCAAUCAUCUGCAGUGAUGACUGCUAGAAAGAGUGAAAAAUUAUUAGAGGCGCAAAUUGAAAUUCAAGGUAUUGAAUUAGAAGAUAAAAAAAAUUGCUUUCGAUUUUAAUUGAUGAACGAGAUGUACUCUUGAAGAAAAUUGAACAAUUAUCAAAGGAGAACUCUCAAUUAGUGGGGAAUCAAAAUAAUAAUAAUAAUAAUAAUAAUAAUAAUAGUGUCAAGUGUCAUCAUAGUCAUGCUAGUGAGCCUACUACCUAUCAAUACAAGAAAAAGAAUCGUGGUCGUUCUUCUAUUG
Molecule: messenger RNA, 1395 nt
Organism: Cokeromyces recurvatus
Lineage: Eukaryota; Fungi; Mucoromycota; Mucoromycetes; Mucorales; Mucoraceae
Exons: 1
Coding region: 178-1209 (343 amino acids)
Source: RefSeq, a predicted model, not a curated record